AGAAUUUACGACUGGUCAACAAAGGCACGUGAUGCCCUAACGCUCUCCCAUAUUUGGCCGCAUACAUGGCAAAAACGAAGUACAGUGCAUUGCUAUAAUUCAUUAUUACAUCAUAAAUUGUACGGCGCUGGAUUUUAACGACCAAGAUCUACAAAUCAAGACAUUUUAAAACAUCCAAAUGAGCUCUUAUUUUCUAAACUCGUUCUCAGGGCGCUAUGCAAAUGGGUCUGAUUAUCAGUUACUAAAUUAUGGUUCUAACGGCGCUAUGAACGCUUCUUACAGGGACUCCAACAGUAUGCAUUCCGGUUCUUUCGGUUACAACUACAAUGGAAUAGACCUAAGUGUAAAUCGACCCAACAAUGGCCAUUUCGGGGCAGUUGGAGAUAAUUCUCGCGCUUUCCAAAACCCGGGUGAGGAUACCCGGUACAGACAGUCGAGCUGCUCGCUCUCGUCUCCAGAUCCCCUGUCUUGUGCCACCAACGAGACACUGGAAUUGAAAGGUUCCUCUCCUCCAUCUGAUCAGAGCACACCAGCGGGCAACAACAGACUCGCCAACAGCAACAAUCUCACCAGCAGCAAUAGCACACAUUUCGCAGACACAGACGACACCAAUGUCUCAUCCGAGACCGAGGAAGGAGCACAAACAAACACCACCACACGAAUGCAAAAGCAAGAAUCUGUCGCGACCUCGACUACAACACCUAACGACGGUCAAACUCCACAGAUAUUUCCAUGGAUGAGGAAACUGCACAUUAACCAUGAUAUGACUGGACCUGAUGGGAAACGGGCUCGAACAGCCUACACACGCUACCAGACGCUCGAGCUGGAGAAAGAGUUCCAUUUCAAUAGAUAUCUCACGCGCAGGAGGAGAAUAGAGAUAGCUCACGCGCUCUGCCUCUCAGAGAGGCAAAUCAAAAUCUGGUUCCAAAAUCGCAGGAUGAAAUGGAAGAAGGACAAUAAACUGAAAAGUAUGAGUCUUGCUACAGCGGGAAGCGCAUUUCAAAAUUGAUCAUAUAGCGUCCACAGUUGUAAACUCGACUACUGUUAAAGCGCUGCACCUUUCAGCUUGCUGAUAUCACCUGGCAACGUGUAAUUUCCCCAUGCAACUCAAAUUGUCAGCUGUUGAAUAUUGUUAUCAUCACUUAUGCUAAACUAGUUACAGUUACCAUAAAAUGAGUGUGAAUGUCAAGUGUGUAAAGUUUUUAAAUUCGUGGAAGAAAGCAUGUUCCAUGUGAGCUAUUUGUGCAACGUAUUCUAGACCUGUUACCAGAAUUAUGUACAGUACAACUCGCACUACCUAACUAUCGUAAGAGAUAGUAAGUGAAAAAAUAUAUAUAUUGUUGUAUCCUUGUAUUGAAACGUCAUGUAUUAUUCAAGCAACAUGCUAUAUUCUUGUUAUGUGCCGGGCUUAUUCAUUUCUCGUAGAUGAUACCUGAAUAAAAAUACAAAAAUAUUUUCGCACUUACAUUUGUGUAUUUAGGUUGCAGCACAAGAUUAAUUUGGGCUCAUGUGAUCCCCUAUGAAGAAUGUCUUUAUACAGUAGUGACCAAUAUGUUAUUUGUAGUGCACAACGUGAGUUAUGAACGUCCUGUGUUAAAACUUGGAGACAUAAUUGUUUUGCCAUUGAAAUAUUGAUGCUAUCUCUGCCAUUUUUG
Messenger RNA from Xyrauchen texanus (razorback sucker), 1655 nucleotides. Its product is annotated as homeobox protein Hox-B5b. Gene Ontology annotation, biological process: regulation of transcription by RNA polymerase II; anterior/posterior pattern specification. Bases 179 to 1009 code for a protein of 276 amino acids. Gene Ontology annotation, molecular function: RNA polymerase II cis-regulatory region sequence-specific DNA binding; DNA-binding transcription factor activity, RNA polymerase II-specific. The record is from RefSeq and is a predicted model, not a curated record. The transcript has 2 exons. NCBI's taxonomy places the organism in Eukaryota, Metazoa, Chordata, Actinopteri, Cypriniformes, Catostomidae. Gene Ontology annotation, cellular component: nucleus.